UCAGCCCCAGUGUGAGGGGGUGUGUAUUGUAUACAGGAAGUGGUCACGCUCCUGUCUGCUGAGGGCAGCCAAUCAGAUGACAGCCGGUAGCAGCGUGCACUGGUCGCUGUGAUGCCCGGUGUAUCCAGCUUAGCUGUGUGACCAGACAGGGCAGACAUGGGAGCCGCGCUGUUUCGAGCCACGCUAGUUCGAGCCUUCAGGAACUUUAAUGUGGAGAGCAGAGCUCACAAGCUUAUAGGGAAGGACAAGCCCAGCCCUGCGCCCAUGUACCCGAGCACCAAAGAGACAAUGGCCGGUGUGCUCUCCAGUCACCCUGAAAUCCAGGAAACCGUUUUCAAAAAGGAUGAUAAACUUUUAUCACAUCUGAAGGAAGUUUAUGUUGACUCCAAAGACCCUUUACCCGAGGUGAACAACGAAGUUCUACCACCCGCAUCAGAGGAGUUCAGAGCUCCAAAGCAGACCAUGAGCAGUGUUUUUCUGAACAUCGAUGUCGAAAGCAUUCCAAAGGGUAAAAUGACCAUUGUUGAGGCUCUGACCGUUCUUAACAAUUACAAACAAUCUCCACAAACAUGGACUGCAGAGAGGAUAACAAAAGAAUACAACUUAAAUAUUCAAGAAACCAAGACCCUGUUGGAGUAUUUUAGACCUUUUGACGUGAAGAUCAUUUCACUAAAGAAAGAACUGAUUGAGGAGAAGUAAGGCUGAUGCCCUUUUAUCUGGCGGACGCUCGUGGAAUUUGUGCUUAUUUUGCUACUGUAUUUUGAAUGAGGACUCAAAUAUUACUUUGAAAGCAGAUUUAUAAACAAAACUCUGAAUUAUUUAACAGUUUGAAGUAAAUGAUAAAUUUGUAUCUCUUGGAGUGUG
Molecule: messenger RNA, 864 nt
Organism: Rana temporaria (common frog)
Lineage: Eukaryota; Metazoa; Chordata; Amphibia; Anura; Ranidae
Gene: NDUFAF4
Product: NADH:ubiquinone oxidoreductase complex assembly factor 4
Exons: 3
Coding region: 157-699 (180 amino acids)
Biological process (GO): mitochondrial respiratory chain complex I assembly
Cellular component (GO): mitochondrion
Source: RefSeq, a predicted model, not a curated record